AUGUCACCUAGAUCCUAUUCCCCCAAUAAUAUUCCUAGAAGAAGAACCAAUAAACAAUAAAACUAUUUAAAUCCCAACUCUGUUAAUUCUUAUAUUUCUAAAAUGAUGAAUGAAAUCAAAAUUGACGGAAUUGAGAGUUUUAAUAUGGAAAAUAAAAUGCUCAAGAAAACCGCUAAAAUUGCAGAUUCCAUUUUUUGGAAUGAAGACAAAGUAGAUGAUAUCUAAAACAAUUUAUACGAGUAUAUUCAAGAAAAAGUAGGUGCUCAUGGAUAUGACCAGGAUGAAAAAGUAGACAGAUGGAUAAAAAACUUUUGGAUUAUGUGUUAAGACGUUUUUACUGUUUCAGUUAUUAAAGACUUUUUAUCACAAAGACCCUCCUUUUACUAUAAUUACUUGCAUAAAUACAAGUAGGACAGCGCAAAUCAAGUUUCGAAGAAUUUAAGUAGAAUUUAUGAAUAAACCAAUAAUAGUGAUGAAUAUUAAUUGCCUUCUCUGAAUCAAUUCAAAACUCCCUUGAAAGAAAAGGUUGAUCCACAUCAACAUAAUAAUAGUAAUAAUAAUAACAAUAACAAUGCAAACAAUGAUACCAACAGUCCCAGCAAUCUCUGCUUAGAAGUAAAGUAUGAUGAUCACUUCCAACAUCAAAUUGAGUCGCCCUCCAAAUUACUAAAUCUACUUACUCCUAAACAUUAGGCUAUGCAUUAAUCUAAUAAGAAAACACCUAAUCUCAAAUCAGAAAAUAAAAGCUUUAUUCAGCAUUCUUAAUUUAAAGAUAAUUUAAGUUUGAGCAAACUAAAAUUUGAAACUACUCCACUUAAAAAAAACUCAGCUUUCAAAUUUUAUAAUAAAUUACAACAACAUUAGUAGUAGUAAUAGCUUUGA
Molecule: messenger RNA, 882 nt
Organism: Paramecium tetraurelia
Lineage: Eukaryota; Ciliophora; Oligohymenophorea; Peniculida; Parameciidae
Exons: 1
Source: RefSeq, a predicted model, not a curated record